Suillus plorans is the source of this 5704-nucleotide messenger RNA. RefSeq lists its product as uncharacterized. The record is from RefSeq and is a predicted model, not a curated record. Lineage: Eukaryota; Fungi; Basidiomycota; Agaricomycetes; Boletales; Suillaceae. Bases 50 to 5698 code for a protein of 1882 amino acids. Gene Ontology annotation, molecular function: guanyl-nucleotide exchange factor activity. The transcript is spliced from 20 exons. Gene Ontology annotation, biological process: regulation of ARF protein signal transduction.
AUUCAGUAACUGCAACCUCUCUGCGAAGCAGUCACAACCCGCGUUGAAUAUGGUGGACGACACCGUCAUUGAAUCCGAAGGACCACCAACAAACUCGAUGGUCGAUGAGGAAGUUGUCGGUGUUUGCAAGGAGAAACCCAUCGUUGUGGAUGCCGACGCUAUUCAUGAGGUUGAGGAUGCACCUCCCUCUGCGGUUGUCGCAGCCCUACGUGUAGAUGAUACAGAUGAAGCUAGACCUGCGUCUUCUUCUCCGCUUUUCGAAGUAGCGGGGGAACAUGUCGAAACCACUCCUGAUGUGUCUCACGUUUCUCAGCCAGAAGUUCAAAACAUAGACACAUUCGUGGAAGUUCCUCUCUCUUCGAAACAAGCACCGCCAACACCGCCAGAAAAGAGUCCCCGGUUGCAGCUGCCCAGAGGCUCCACAGACGUUAAUCCCACGACGCCAAGCACGCCUGAAAAAACAAAUGGCCGCGACGAGCCCCGACCUCAAACGCCAUCUAGUGCCUACAGUUCAUCAUCCGCUGCGUCUCACAAACGUUCCAUCACGAUUUCCAAAGGUUACACCGUUUCUGUGGUUCUCAUUUCUUCCGCCUUAGAGAUUAUUCUGGCUUCGAAGGAGGCCAAACGAUCCACUGCUCUUCGCGAGAGCGCACACAAUGCCUUGGAGAUGAUACGUGUCGGUCAAGGUGGUGAUCGUCCACGUGAAAUUUUUGAGCCUCUACGGCUGGCAUGCGAGACACGCAGUGAGAAGCUCAUGAUAGCGAGUCUGGACUGUAUAUCCAAGCUCAUCUCUUACUCGUUCUUUGCGGAGCCAUCAUCUGCGCAGACGCUUCCUUCCCCGCCUCCGUCACCGGCACUGCAAGGAAGACACUCGAUAGCUGGUGCUUCCCAGUCUAGCCUUCCACAGCCUUCCCUGGUUGACCUUGUCGUCCAUACCGUCACAACAUGCCAUAAUGAUACCUCCCCUGAAACGGUCUCUCUUCAGGUUGUCAAAGCGCUUCUCUCCAUAGUACUUUCGCCUACUAUCUACGUACACCAUUCGUCACUAUUAAAGGCAGUCCGCACGGUUUAUAACGUAUUUCUUCUCAGCACGGAUCUAGUCAAUCAAAUGGUCGCUCAAGGAGGACUGACUCAAAUGGUGCAUCACAUAUUUGCGCGGUGCAGAAGUCUCGACGGAAUAACCCUACGCUCACAUGUCUCCUCCGACACGUUGACAUCAAUUUCGGCAUCAGGAUCGCCCAGGACUGACAUCCAAAAUAAUGUAGUGGAGAAUUUGACAGCAGAGGCGUCGCCAUUAGGAUCUGCCGUUGACAUGACCUUACAUCCUGGCGUUUCUAUCCCCCUUUCAUCUGUUCAUGAUCCUGACGUUCCGCAAGAAACAAUCAGUCACGCGCUCCCAGCAACACAUGAAGCCGCAGAAAAUGAACACACUGCAAGGGAGUUGAGCACGCAUGAUAUGUUCAUAAAGGACGCGUUCUUGGUUUUCCGAGCCUUGUGCAAAUUGACAAUGAAGCCCUUGAACACAGAGAGCGAGCGUGAUCUCAAAUCUCAUGCAAUGAGGUCUAAACUCUUGUCCCUGCACCUCGUGCUCACCAUCCUUAACUCACAUAUGGCACUAUUCAUUGAUUCGAAAGCCAUAAUCUACUCUUCUUCCACGAACGAGGCAACUACUUUUGUUCAGGCUGUCAAUCAAUACCUUUGCCUCAGCUUGAGCCGCAACGCAGUUAGCCCCGUGCCCCAAGUGUUCGAAGUCAGCGUGGAGAUCUUCUGGCGAGUGUUAUCAGGAAUGCGAACGAAGCUCAAGAAAGAGAUCGAAGUCCUACUGCACGAGAUAUUCGUUCCUAUUCUGGAAAUGAAGAGUUCAACUCUCAAGCAGAAGGCUGUAAUCAUUGGAAUGCUCUCCAGGCUUUGCCAGGACCCGCAGGCUUUGGUAGAGAUAUAUCUCAACUAUGACUGCGACAGCGGAGCUAUAGAUAAUAUAUACGAGCACCUCAUGAACAUUAUAUCCAAGAUUGCUACAUUACCGUAUACUUCCUCGCAACAAAAGACGAACGACCCUGCAAGCCCGGCGCUCCCACCACAGACCAAAAGCUCAGCGUCGAUGGCGCACGUGUCAGGCGCACUAGCUGUAUCCGGCACCAUGGACACGUCCACUAUGGGCCUUUCCGAGGGGCAACUUAGAAGGCAGGGUCUCGAAUGCUUGGUGGCUGUUCUUAGAUCUCUUGUGACUUGGGGAACAGCCGCUGGGAAAACCCCUGCGGAAUCCGCAACUGCGGAUACUGCCUCAAGAAGUCAGAUCGGGGAAGAGGUUGCAGCUGACGCUAUGACACCUGAUCCUUCAUUAGAUGGGUUGAUUGCUUCCGCUGGAAGCACAGAAGCCUUUCGGCAAUCAACUCCGGACAUUGCAGAUGAUCCCUCCAGGUUUGAGAGUGCCAAGCAAAAAAAGACCACUCUGCUCGAGGGUAUCAAGAAGUUCAACUUCAAGCCCAAACGCGGCAUUCAAUUCUUGAUCGAGACGGAACUCAUUCCAAGCUCGUCGCCUCGUGAUAUUGCAGGGUUUUUAUUAACCACUGAUGGCCUCAGCAAAAGUAUGAUUGGCGAGUACCUUGGUGAAGGAGAUGAAUACAACGUUGCUAUCAUGCAUGCUUUUGUCGACUUUCUGGAUUUCAGGAAUUUAGGCUUCGUAGACGCUGUUCGUGUGUUUUUGCAGGCAUUCCGCCUUCCUGGAGAAGCUCAGAAGAUCGAUCGUUUCAUGCUCAAGUUCGCGGAACGCUACAUCGCCGGCAACGCUCAGACACCCUUCAAGAAUGCAGAUGCCGCCUAUAUUCUAGCGUAUUCUAUCAUCUUGCUCAAUACCGAUGCUCACAGUCCUCAAAUUAAAAAUCGCAUGACUAAAGCUGACUUUAUCAAGAACAACCGUGGUAUCAACGACGGAGAGAGUCUUCCGGAGGAAUUUUUGAGCGCCAUUUUUCACGACAUCCAGGGUAACGAGAUUAGGAUGAAAGACGAAGUUGACGCCACAAUCAACUUGCCCUCCACGGGUCCUGGUCUUGCCAAUGUGUUAGCGAACGUGGGGAGGGACCUUCAAAAGGAAGCAUAUGUAAUGCAGUCCAAUGGCAUGGCUAACAAGACUGAAGCACUCUUCAGAACGCUUAUGCGCUCUCAACGAAGAGGAUCUCGUGCUGGAGACCAAUACUUCAGCGCGUCACACUUCAUUCAUGUUCGGCCGAUGUUUGAGGUGGCAUGGAUACCCUUCUUAGCUGGAUUGUCCGGCCCGCUUCAAAAUACGGAUGACCUUGAGAUAGUCGAUCUCUGCUUAGAUGGAUUCAAGAAUGCCAUCCACAUAGUUUGCUUCUUCGAUUUGGACCUCGAACGCAAUGCGUUUGUUAGUACCCUUGCGAAGUUCACGUUCCUCAACAACUUUGGAGAAAUGAAAACCAAGAAUAUGGAUGCUAUCAAGACGUUGCUAGAUAUCGCGGUCAACGAAGGCAACAAUUUGAAAGGGUCGUGGCGCGACGUGCUGUCGUGUGUGUCACAGCUGGAACAUAUGCAACUUAUCAGCGGCGGUGUGGAAGUCCCGGACAGCGGAAAGAAAGGUCGAUCUAAGAAGCUUCCAGCAGAAGAACUUGCCAACGAAAGCAGGUCGACUCACAUCACCGUGGCAGCAGAUAUGGUCUUUUCACUCAGCCACUACCUGUCUGGCACUGCUAUUGUGGAUUUCGCGAGGGCUCUUUGUGAUGUUUCAUGGGAGGAGAUUCAAUCGUCUGGAAUAUCACAACAUCCUCGUUUGUUCAGUCUGCAAAAGCUUGUAGAGAUAUCAUACUACAACAUGAACCGUAUCCGUCUCGAGUGGUCCAAUCUCUGGGAUAUCUUAGGAGAACAUUUCAACCAGGUUUGCUGUCACAGCAAUCCCCACGUUGGUUCUUUUGCCCUGGAUUCUCUCCGUCAGUUAUCAAUGCGAUUUUUGGAAAAGGAAGAGCUGCCCCAUUUCAAGUUCCAAAAGGACUUCCUCAAGCCCUUCGAAUACACGAUGGUUCACAAUGCCAAUCCUGAUAUUCGCGAUAUGGUUUUGCAAUGUCUCCAACAAAUGAUACAAGCCAGAGUACAAAAUAUGCGUUCAGGAUGGCGUACACUCUUUGGUGUCUUCUCUGCUGCUUCAAAAGUGCUAACUGAACGUAUUGCGAAUUCCGCAUUCGAAAUCGUGACGAGAUUGAACAAGGAACAUUUUACUGCCAUUGUCCGUCAUGGUGCUUUCGCAGAUCUGACUGUUUGCAUCACCGAGUUUUGCAAGGUCAGCAAGUAUCAGAAGAUAAGUUUAUUAGCGAUUGGCAUGUUGCGUGGUGUUAUUCCGGUCAUGCUCACCUGCCCUGAGUGUGCUCUGAGUCCGGGGGUUGGACCUCAAGGCGACGACAUCAUGAUUAGGUUCUGGUUCCCUGUAUUAUUCGGGUUCUAUGACAUCAUAAUGAACGGAGAGGACCUUGAAGUACGACGUCUCGCACUGGAUUCUCUGUUUUCGACGCUGAAAACUUAUGGAUCAUCUUUCACUGUGGAAUUUUGGGACACAGUUUGCAAAGAAAUACUUUUCCCGAUUUUCGCCGUUUUGAAGUCGAGUCAAGACAUGUCUAGAUUCAAUACUCAGGAGGAUAUGAGCGUGUGGUUGUCAACUACGAUGAUUCAGGCAUUACGUGACCUCAUCGACCUCUACACGUUUUUCUAUGAUACCCUGGAGCGCUUCCUCGACGGAUUACUGGAGCUUCUGUGUGUUUGUAUCUGCCAAGAAAACGACACCUUAGCUCGUAUUGGGACAUCGUGUCUGCAACAAUUUCUGGAAAAUAAUGUGCAGAAGCUCAGCGCCGCUCAGUGGGAACGAGUGGCAGCUACUUUUGUAAAGCUUUAUAGAACAACUACCCCCCACCAACUUUUCGACGACAGUCUACGUGAGGAGAUGGAUGGAGGUACUGUAUCAGAUCUUCCAGAUACCAACGAUUCUAAUGACCAAGCAAUCAUCCCAGCCCCAUUGUCUCCUACCGGUGACCAGCCUCAGCCUCAACAAGUCAAGCACACACUUGGUGACCGACGUCGCAUUUUCAAACAGAUAAUUGUCAAAUGUGUUCUUCAGCUACUACUGAUUGAAACUACCAAUGAUUUGCUCCGGAACGAUGCUGUCUACACUACUAUCCCUCCAGAGCAGCUUCUACGUCUUAUGGGGGUCCUGGAUCAUAGCUAUCAGUUCGCUAGAAUGUUUAAUGAUGAUAAAGAGUUGCGUACUGGACUCUGGAAAGUCGGAUUCAUGAAGCACCUGCCUAAUCUCCUUAAACAAGAGUCCAGCAGUGCAGCAACUUUGGUGCACAUCUUACUUAGAAUGUACUUUGAUGAGCGCCCAGAGCACCAGAACGCACGCCCUCAGAUUGCUGAACGCCUUUUGCCUCUUGGUUUGAGCGUGCUACAGGACUACAUUAAGCUGCGCGCUGAUACACAGGCCAAGAACAUAACCGCUUGGACACCUGUCGUUGCAGAGAUAUUAGAUGGGUUCUGUCGUUUUGACAAUAAGGCUUUUGUAAGAUAUCUUCCAGCGAUUUAUCCGUUGACAACCGGGCUGCUUGCUCGUGAUGUUGCACCGGAAAUCAGACUGGGACUGAAGAUGUACUUCGAGAGAGUUGGACGGACCCAAGGCAUAGUGGUAGUAGAGGCAUCGUAGCACAUU